This is a messenger RNA of Purpureocillium takamizusanense, 303 nucleotides long. RefSeq lists its product as uncharacterized. The transcript has 3 exons. NCBI's taxonomy places the organism in Eukaryota, Fungi, Ascomycota, Sordariomycetes, Hypocreales, Ophiocordycipitaceae. The record is from RefSeq and is a predicted model, not a curated record. The coding region runs from base 1 to 303 and encodes 100 amino acids.
AUGAGUGACAACGUCGACCCGUCGGUCGUCGAGCAGGCUUGCUUCGCCGACUUGAGCCGGCUUCGACAAAACGAACUGCCCUUGAGCAGUAAGGAGCACAGAGGCUCCUCCUACACUCCUGUGGGAGACAAUUCUGCCCGUAACAUUGCUACGGACAUCAAGAAGAAUCUCAAAAGCAAGUGGAAUGUGACAAUCUUCGACGAGGAAUCGGAGCAAAUUCAAGGACUUUCCAACGAAGACACCAGGCCUUGGGCCAAAAAGGUGGCCCAAGCCUACAUGAAUAAGAACCCAGCGUCUUCGUAA